AUGUUCGCCUACGGCGCCUCGCCAGCAGAAACUGUUCAAGUCAUGGCUGGAAUGGAUCCACGUGAUUAUGAUUUGCGUAAUGGUCGCCUUCCUAAGAGUCAAGCAAGUGCCCCGUGA
Messenger RNA from Eimeria necatrix, 117 nucleotides. RefSeq lists its product as hypothetical. The record is from RefSeq and is a predicted model, not a curated record. Bases 1 to 117 code for a protein of 38 amino acids. The transcript is spliced from 2 exons. Lineage: Eukaryota; Apicomplexa; Conoidasida; Eucoccidiorida; Eimeriidae.